CCUCAAAGCCCCUGACAAAAAGCACAUGACUAAAGUCCCAACAAUGCCUUUUCAAAUCUAGUCCCUGCAGAGACGAACAGACGGUGUGAUCUCAGCGAGUCAAGAGCUCGGCGCUGAAACUGAACCUCUCACCCUCACAGCAGAGGUUUUCCGUCGGUGGGGGUGUUUGGGGGCUGUUUUUUUUCUUUUCUUUCUGGAGAGAGGGUGAUGCUGUUCUCUGUUCACUGGAAAUGUAUUGACUGAGGAUCCAACUCUCAGCCUUCCAGCUGGAGCCUGCUGCUGCUCUGCUCACUGCGUGGGGUUUAAACCAGGACACAAACACACCUGACCGGCUGAGGUAGGACACACCCUGGAUUUAUUAACAAAAACAUCAAUGAGACCUUUUUAAGAUCCCCCUGGUCACUGUUUCACGGACCAGUCCUCUAACAAGACCAUGAGGGUCUUCCUCCUUCUCUGCCUGCUGGUGUUGGGCAAUGCCAAACCCUACCAGCCAAUCAACAUCAUGGAAUUCAUGAGAAACUAUGACAUCAUGAUGGCUGAUUCGGAUGACGACGACAACGACAACGACAACGACGACGACGACAAUGAUGGCGAUGGCGAUAAUGACAAUGAAAAUGAGGUCGAUGAUGAAGAUGAAGAUGAGAACUGUCCGGCUGGUUGCCAUUGUUCACCCAGAGUGGUGCAGUGCUCCGACCAGGGUCUGAUCUCUGUUCCUGAGAAGAUCCCCGAAGACACUGUGAUAAUUGACCUUCAAAACAAUGAUAUCACUGAGAUCAAGGAGGACGACUUUAAAGGACUCCACAAGAUCUAUGGCCUGUUUCUGAUCAACAACAAGAUUUCCAAGAUUCACCCCAAGGCUUUCAGAAACAUGGACCAUCUCAGACUGCUGUAUCUCUCCUACAACCUGCUGACCGAGAUCCCUGCCAACCUUCCCCCCAACGUCAUCGAGCUCCGCUUCCAUGAAAAUGAGAUCAACAGAGUCCAGAAGGAUGCAUUUAAGGGCCUGAGGAAACUCCAUGUGCUGGAGCUUGGCGCCAACCCUCUGGCCAACAGUGGGAUUGAGCUGGGAGCUUUCAAUGGCUUGUCGACUCUGUACAUCGGAAUAGCAGAGGCCAAACUAACUGCUGUUCCAAAAGACUUCCCGUCCUCCAUCACAGAGAUGAGCCUGGACUACAACAAGAUCACAAAGGUGGAAGUCGAAGACUUCAUCAGAUAUAAAAACCUGCAGAGGCUCGGACUCGGUUUUAACCAGAUCAAAUUUGUAGAAAACGGCAGCUUUGUCAGCAUCCCAAACGUCCGUGAGAUCCACCUGGACAACAACCGCCUGAAGAAGGUCCCACCAGGCCUCAGCUCCCUGCGCUACCUCCAGGUGAUUUUCCUCCACGCCAACAAAAUCAGCAGUGUGGGAGUAAAUGACUUCUGUCCCACCGGGUCCAGUGUCAAGAAGAACCUGUACACAGGCAUCAGUCUGUUUGCCAACCCUGUUAAAUACUGGGACAUCCAGCCUGCAACCUUUCGCUGUGUGACCGGACGGAGGGGCGUUCAGCUCGGAAACUUCAGGAAGAAGUAGAGAGUGAACAUAAGGAGUUCCAGAGUAUAGGAAUAAAAAAUGAGAACUGCCAAUAUCCUUGUUACAGUAUAAGGAAGGAACUGGAAAUAAUUCUGAUAGAUAAAAGAAGAUGAAACACUACAUUUAAGUGUAGACUGUGUUCCCCAAAAAAUUACUAAAUUUAAUAACAGUUAGAACCAGAACUUUAUGUUGUUGAAUGCUGGUACGAGUUCUCAGCCAGGGGGAGAAAAACAACAGUCCAGUCUGGAAGUUGGUGCCAAUAAUGCAUAUUCAAUCUGAAGCAAAACACAAACAAAGAGUAGCAUAGCAAAAAGUCAUCAGAUACAGUCAGCAAACAGGGUGGACAUUAUAAUAUGAACAGCUGUAAACUACAAUGAAAUUCACGCACGAGCCCUGAUCACCUUAAUGUGGUAGAAUCUGUGAGGCGAUCCUCAUUUUUUCUCUCAACUUUUUCUGUGUAAUCUUCCCAAGGAGUAGAGCGCCUCCCCUGGUCACCUUCUGAGCAAGACUACCCAAUGACUUGACUUGAUGAAUGACGUGUAACAUUCCAAUCAAAGCCUUUUCAAUGAAAGAAAGAAAAGCAAACAUACCCUUUCCCACUUUUGUUAUUUUCAUAUAUUAUGUUAUAGUUGUUUGGUUUUUUUUAAGUUGAGUAGUUGAAAUUAUAGAAAAAUAACUUCAGGUCAGAGCUUUAGCCAAAAUUUAGCCUUAUUUAGUGUAAGAAGUCACUUUAAAGCCCCAUGUCUGUUUUUCUGUGGAUGUUUUUUUUAUAGUAUCUCAUUGCAUGUCUGAAAUGUCUUCAUUUAGAAGCUGAAAGCUACAUGUUAGACUGGAUUAUACUUGGUCCUUCACGUAAACAUUUCCUGUAAAGGGGUGGUAAUUAUCUGUAACUAAUCCAAAAACCAUUUACCCUGAUAGUUUGUUUUAAUAACCUAUAGCAAACAAAAUUACCCACAGUUAAUGGUGAAAUUAUAAGCAGGUAAUGGUCGUCUGAGAGCAUCGUCCUUAAAAACUUGUUCAUAUUUGUCAAUGUUGUCAUCCCACGAAAUGGUGCUAUAUUUAUUUAGUAUGUCUUUAAAUAAACCUGGAACACCUCCCCUCUGAA
This is a messenger RNA of Scophthalmus maximus (turbot), 2675 nucleotides long. RefSeq names its product asporin (LRR class 1) (gene aspn). The transcript has 8 exons. Gene Ontology annotation, molecular function: protein binding. The record is from RefSeq and is a predicted model, not a curated record. Bases 434 to 1570 code for a protein of 378 amino acids. NCBI's taxonomy places the organism in Eukaryota, Metazoa, Chordata, Actinopteri, Pleuronectiformes, Scophthalmidae.